AUGGUGCUUUUGCCUUCAUUUUUGGACGGGUUGGCGAGAAGUGUGUCGACAAAGAAAAGUAAAAACACAUCGGAAGAUGAAAAUGGAGGGAGAGAGAUCGCAAAAUCGAUGGUGAAAGAUUCAAAGAAGAACUCAACCUUGCUUGGUACUUCGGGAUUUGUUAACUCCGAAAAUUCAAAGAGAUUUACCUCUAUUUGUUCUAAUAGAGGUGAGAAAGGAAUUAACCAAGAUCGUGCCAUUGUUUGGGAGGGAUUUGGGUGCCAAGAAGACAUAACAUUCUGUGGGAUGUUCGAUGGACAUGGACCAUGGGGACAUGUGAUAGCCAAAAGAGUAAAGAAGUCAUUCCCAUCUGCUCUCCUUUGCCAAUGGCAACAAACUCUUGCAUCCUUAUCAUCGUCGCCGGAAUGUUUCUCUCCGUCUGAUCUAUGGAAGCAAGCUUGCCUGAAAACAUACUCCCUCAUCGAUCUUGAUCUCAAGAUCCAUCCUUCCAUUGAUUCUUAUUGCAGCGGGUGCACCGCUCUCACCGCCGUCUUGCAGGGUGAUCAUCUUGUUGUAGCAAACGCGGGUGACUCACGAGCAGUACUAGCAACAACUUCUGAUGAUGGAAACGGUUUAGUGCCGGUUCAGCUCUCGGUAGACUUCAAACCGAGCAUUCCCGAGGAGGCAGAACGGAUAAAACAAUCAGAUGGACGAUUGUUCUGCCUAGACGAUGAACCGGGAGUGUACCGGGUUGGUAUGCCGAAUGGAGGAACGCUCGGUUUAGCUGUCUCAAGAGCAUUCGGAGAUUACUGCCUUAAAGACUUCGGUUUGGUCUCUGUACCUGAAGUGACAUACCGAAAGAUAACCGACAAGGACCAGUUUCUCAUCUUGGCCACCGAUGGGAUGUGGGAUGUGAUGUCGAAUGAUGAAGCAGUGGAGAUAGUAAGAGGAGUGAAAGAGAGAAGAAAGAGCGCAAAGAAAUUGGUGGAGAGAGCCAUGGUGCUUUGGCGUAGGAAGAGAAGAAGCAUCGCCAUGGAUGAUAUCUCUGCUCUCUGUCUCUUCUUUCACCCUUCUUAA
Messenger RNA from Microthlaspi erraticum, 1056 nucleotides. The record is from the annotation of a GenBank genome assembly. NCBI's taxonomy places the organism in Eukaryota, Viridiplantae, Streptophyta, Magnoliopsida, Brassicales, Brassicaceae.